GAAACCCAAACCCCAACACGUAUCCGGUUUUUUUACCUGAAAAGAACCACAAGAUGGAGGCUUUAGAAAGCAGUGUCUCCAAGUUCAGGCUAAACGAUCUGCAGCUGGCCGCGGAACUCGAAAAAACCCUGCUGGAGCGCAACAAUGAACUGGACACGCAGAUGAAGUUGUACAAGGCCAAGGCAAAGGAGCAAGAGCGCGAGAUAGUUCAUCUGCGCAAACACAUCAAUGCCUUGGCCGAAGAGAACGACACCCGGGUCAAGGUACUUGAGCAGGUGGACGCUGGGAUUCAGGAGCUGGAGCGGGUCAACCAGCGGCUGACUGUGGAGAAGAGUCGCGCCAAAAAGCAGAACCAGCUGCUGACCACUAAUGCCGAAGUCCUGGAAGCGCGCUGUGAGGAUCUGACCCUGCAGCUGAGCUUGGCCCGGCAGUCGCUGAGCAAGGUCGAGCGUCAUCGGCAGGAGCGCCACACCAAGUUAACCAUUUCCAACAACCAGGAAAUGGUUUAUCACCAGUUUCAAGCCAAAGUCCCGGCCGAGAACCACUCGCUUUGUCAUGCCAACUCAGUCAAAGAGAAUUUCCUGAACAGCGAAGACAGGAAGGAGCUGGACAGGCUGCUACGUGAAAUGGAAACCACCAAGCAGGACUUUCUCGCCGAGCAGCAGCGUUGCGCUGAUCUGGAGGAGCAGCUGGGGGCCAUCAUCCAGGAGAACCAAAGCCUGCAGGGUCGCCUGGCCGAAGCCAGUGGCAGCCAUGAAACGAUGUCCCUGCAAGGAGAGCUCUCACUCCUAGACGAGGUGGUACAGGGCCAGUUGUGCACACGCUGCCUGCGAUUCAUCAAACAAGAUCUCGACGAGCAGUCAAUCCCUGCCUCCUCGGAAGUGAUCUCUCGCAGUGGAAGCACCUCCCAGGAUCGCUUUCUGAAAACCGCCAACGAUCUCCAACUGAACGCCAAUGAAAGCUUAAAUCCUUAUCACGAAGUAGUCGAGAAAUUUGAGGCUUUGCUAGAGGUUCAGCGGACUUCCAGCGCCUCGAGAAAUCUUGCCGAGGCCAAAAAGACCAGCGACUGGGAUGCUUCUCCAGGCUUGAAGCACAAAAAGAAGGAAAGUAGGUCAAAGGAAUUCGUGGUAAAGCUCAAUAUUGCGCCUAUUGAACUCUGGGAGACGGAGAGCUCCUCGUCGGGUGUCUCCUAUGGAACGGACAGCAAGUACAGCCAGACCAACGAAUCUCAGUUUCGUAAACAUCCCGGCGAGCAUUGGAAACUCUACCAGGAGCAAAAGUCCGACGAUAAGCCGGGAUUGAUUCAGGGAAGUGCCAUAAUUGCUAAAUCCCUGAAGAAGGAAUCUCCUAAGGUGGUAUCCUCGGCCAGAAAGCCCCUACAACCUCCGACAACCGCCUCCAAGCCGAGUGCGGUCUGUGAGCCCUCUCCCAUUAAGUCUAUUGUGGAGAAUGGACGCUUGCGGAAGCCACUUCAGCGAAAGCCCCAGGAAUACCAAACAAUAGCAGCUGGUGUCAAAAAGAAGAAUCGCCGGCAGCACCGCCACCAGAGCUAUGAUAAUGUGACCCGGAAACGUCAACCCACCAGCGAGCAGCGUAACCCAGACCUCAUGGCACAGGGCAGUAUCUCGAAGGUGUUGAAUAUAUCCCGUGGAUGCGUCAAUGCUCCCUUAACCUCAGAUACUUCUCUCAAGAAAUGCGGUCUAUCCUACGCCGAGGUACUACGACAAGCCAACAAAUCCGGCAAUUAGAUUCCCUCCAGAUUGCAGAGCAUAGGAUAAAGCCGCUAAUAAAUCUGUUUCUUUUUUUAGAGUUAAUAUUUAUACCCAAAUCCGAUUUUGUA
Molecule: messenger RNA, 1840 nt
Organism: Drosophila kikkawai
Lineage: Eukaryota; Metazoa; Arthropoda; Insecta; Diptera; Drosophilidae
Product: cerebellar degeneration-related protein 2-like
Source: RefSeq, a predicted model, not a curated record